CAUUCCAGAUUGUCUAUGACAAAUGGUUUAAAAUAAUGCCCACCAUCAAGUACUGUUUUGAUUUUCAAUUGGAUGGUGAAUUAUGUAAUCCAUUACAAAUCAUCUCAACUGAACUUCACUGUUACAAUUUGUUGGUCAAUAAAUCUAUUGACUCAAAAUGGAGCUCAUAUUCUCAAGAAUUCAACAUGAUAGAAGAGAUUCAAAUCCUCAAUAUAUUACAGUUUUGGUUUACCACUCAAAUCUUUGAGACUAUUUCAAAGUUAUAGGUAUGAGAUGUUUGCAUUUGCUUCUCAAUAUAGAGCCUCAAGGCUUUAAUGAUCUCAAGAGAUUGAUAUUAGGGCUACUAUAGCUUAAUAUGUCCUCUCUCCAUUCAUUGUCUAUAAAAUGAUUGUACUUGGUCCUUUUGUUUAUCAAGACGAUCAAGAUAUAUAACAAAAUGAAAUUCAACUUCAUUUAUUUCAUUCCUGUGCUUUUAGCCAUCGUCAAUUUAGGUGGUUCGGUGCCUAUUGUUCCCUUCCCAAGCAUUACCGUUGGUGGUGAUAUCAUCAAAUAUACAGAAGCUCUCGUGGCUGCUUUUGUUUCAUUAGCUAAAAGUAAAUUACCAGCUGCUAAAAUCUUGGGAUUAUUGCCUACAUUAAGUCUUGAUUUUAAUUUAAAAGUUGUUGAACCAUUUGCAAAAGAUUUACCAAACUAUAAUACUGAGUUCCCAGUAAAAGGUCUUGAUGAAGAGAAAGUCAAAUGGCUAGUUGAGGCUGAUAAUAGAACAAAAGAGGACCCUGUCUUGCUUUACUCUCAUUUUGGUGCUUACAUUUUGGGAGUUUUACCUGUCUCUCCAUAUCUUUGGACUAGAUUAUAUCAAGCUUUGGAGAAUGACAGAUUAUCAAUCUUGUUGUUGGAUUAUACAACUACUGCAAAUGGUGCGAAGUAUCCAACUCAAUUGAAGGAAAUUGCCUCAACUUAUAACCAACUUGCCAAAACCUCAGACAAUAUUAUCGUUGGUGGUGAUUCAGCAGGCGCUCACUUGAGUUUAAGUUUGAUUAGACACAGUGAACUUCCAAUUUCUGGAGUCCCGGAUGUUGAUGGUGAGUCCCUCACUGGUGGUAUUUUCAUUUCACCAUGGCUUAAUAUCUAUCCAGAUGAUACAACUGGAUCCCAUGAGUACAACAAUGGGAAAGAUUUCAUGAUUUCGAAGUUCCUUAGAGAAGCUGGUUUGGAAUUUGUUUCAUCGAAAGAUUUACUCACUGCUCCAGAAACUAACUUUUAUAAUGAUACAGAAGCUGAUUGGGAAAAUAUUCUUCCAAAGAAUGUUUUCAGUAGUUAUGGUGAACGUGAGAUUUUGUUGACUGAUGAUGUUUCCUGGUAUAAAUUGGCCGGAUUAUCUGGUGAUCAAGUUUUUGAAGAUCCAAAUGCUAUUCAUGAUGCAAUCAUUUUCACUCCUGAAAAGAGUGAUGUCUUUCCAAAGAUUGUUGAGUUUUUUAAGAGAAAUUAUUAGUUUUAGUUAGACGAUGUUUUUAUCUAUUG
Molecule: messenger RNA, 1521 nt
Organism: Hansenula anomala
Lineage: Eukaryota; Fungi; Ascomycota; Saccharomycetes; Phaffomycetales; Wickerhamomycetaceae
Exons: 1
Source: RefSeq, a predicted model, not a curated record